UUGGGGUCAUCUUGCUUUCUCUCUCCUGUCUAAUAAAUAUCUGGAGACAAGGGUAAGCGGGUCAGUUUAACCUAAAUACCAGGAUGCUGUGGACCCUGCUACUAGGCUGGUGUUUAUGCACCCCUACCGUCAUAACCAGCUCCAUAAUAAACCCUGCAGAGAAUUAUAUAAGUGACUUGGAAGACUUGAUGAUAGUACAGGAGAACACGAUCACCAGAACCAAGAGGGAUUCUGAUAGAGGAGUUACUAACCUGGAUAUACGAGCAGCCAUCUUGCAGCUGGUCAACGUUAUUAGAGAUGGAAACAAGAAGGCAGAGAAGGCAGAUUUCGAACAGAACCAGCAAAUAUCCGAGAUCCUUGAGCUUUUAAAAUCAAUGACAGGGUCUAGUGGUGUGGAUAAGAAGAUUGAUAAUAUUUCAACUUUUCUUCUUAGGAUGAAUAACAAGAUAGAUUCAAUUUCUAG
This is a messenger RNA of Eurytemora carolleeae, 463 nucleotides long. RefSeq lists its product as uncharacterized. Gene Ontology annotation, cellular component: plasma membrane. The record is from RefSeq and is a predicted model, not a curated record. NCBI's taxonomy places the organism in Eukaryota, Metazoa, Arthropoda, Copepoda, Calanoida, Temoridae.